AUGAUAUUUCUAUUCGGAUUACUCAUCACGCACAUAAACAAAAUCUGCGAUCUGCAUUCAUGGCCAAAUGAUGGCAAAAAACAUAACGAAGCCAGAGCUACCCUGAAACUCAUUUGGGAUGGACUGAGGAAAUACGCCGAUGAAAAUGAGGUAAGCCUGACUGAAUUUUUAUCUAUCUAUCUAUCUAUCUAUCUAUCUAUCUAUCUAUCUAUCUAUGUCAGUUUUUUUAAUAUCUAUCUAUCCAAACAUAUCUAUCUAUCUAUCUAUCUAUCUAUCUAUCUAUCUAUCUAUCUAUCUAUCUAUCUAUCUAUCUCUGUUUCUUCAUAUCUAUCUAUCUCUCUAUUUCAGUCUCUUCAUAUCUUUCUAUGUAUGUAUGUAUGUAUCUAUCUAUCUAUCUAUCUAUCUAUCUAUCUAUCUAUCUCUGUUUCUUCAUAUCUAUCUAUCUACUUCACUGUCUUCAUGUCUAUCUAUCUAUCUAUUUCAGUAUCUAUCUAUCUAUCUAUCUCAGUUUCUUUAUCUAUCUAUCUAUCUAUCUAUCUAUCUAUCUAUCUAUCUAUCUAUCUAUCUAUCUAUUUCAGUCUCUAUAUAUCUAUCUAUCUAUCUAUCUAUCUAUCUAUCGAUUUUAGUCUUUUCAAAUCUAUCUAUCUAUCUAUCUAUCUCUGUUUCUUCAUAUCUAUCUAUCUCUCUAUUUCAGUCUCUUCAUAUCUUUCUAUGUAUGUAUGUAUGUAUGUAUGUAUGUAUCUAUCUAUCUAUCUAUCUAUCUCUGUUUCUUCAUAUCUAUCUAUCUACUUCACUGUCUUCAUGUCUAUCUAUCUAUGUAUUUCAGUAUCUAUCUAUCUAUCUAUCUAUCUAUCUAUCUAUCUAUCUAUCUAUCUCAGUUUCUUUGUCUAUCUAUCUAUCUAUCUAUCUAUUUCAGUCUUUUCAAAUCUAUCUAUCUAUCUAUCUCUGUUUCUUCAUAUCUAUCUAUCUACUUCACUGUCUUCAUGUCUAUCUAUCUAUCUAUUUCAGUAUCUAUCUAUCUAUCUCAGUUUCUUUAUCUAUCUAUCUAUCUAUCUAUUUCAGUCUCUUCAUAUCUAUCUAUCUAUCUAUCUAUCUAUCUAUCUAUCUAUCUAUCUAUCGAUUUUAGUCUUUUCAAAUCUAUCUAUCUAUCUAUCUAUCUAUCUCUGUUUCUUCAUAUCUAUCUAUCUCUCUAUUUCAGUCUCUUCAUAUCUUUCUAUGUAUGUAUGUAUGUAUGUAUGUAUGUAUGUAUCUAUCUAUCUAUCUAUCUAUCUAUCUCAGUUUCUUUAUCUAUCUAUCUAUCUCUGUUUCUUCAUAUCUAUCUAUCUACUUCACUGUCUUCAUGUCUAUCUAUCUAUCUAUCUAUCUAUCUAUCUAUCUAUUUCAGUAUCUAUCUAUCUAUCUAUCUAUCUAUCUAUCUCAGUUUCUUUGUCUAUCUAUCUAUCUAUCUAUCUAUCUAUCUAUCUAUCUAUCUAUCUAUUUCAGUCUCUUCAUAUCUAUCUAUCUAUCUAUCUAUCUAUCUAUCUAUCGAUUUCAGUCUUUUCAAAUCUAUCUAUAUCUAUCUAUCUAUCUAUUUCAGUCUCUUCAUACCUAUCUAUCUAUCUAUCUAUCUAUCUAUCUAUCUAUGUUUCUUCAUACCUAUCUAUCUAUCUAUCUACUUCAGUCUUUUCAUAUCUAUCUAUCUAUCUAUCUAUCUAUUUCAGUAUCUAUCUAUCUAUCUAUCUAUCUAUCUAUCUCAGUUUCUUUGUCUAUCUAUCUAUCUAUCUAUCUAUCUAUUUCAGUCUCUUCAUAUCUAUCUAUCUAUCUAUCUAUCUAUCGAUUUCAGUCUUUUCAAAUCUAUCUAUAUCUAUCUAUCUAUCUAUCUAUCUAUCUAUCUAUCUAUCUAUCUAUUUCAGUCUCUUCAUACCUAUCUAUCUAUCUAUCUAUCUAUCUAUCUAUCUAUCUAUCUCCGUUCAGACCUAUCUCUGUACUAAUCAAUUAUUUUCAUCCAAAAAUCUCUUCUUUUUUUCUCUUGUUUUUGCUUUUCUCUGCUCACUUCUUUUGCUCGUUUUGCAUUCAUUCUUUUCUAUAAGGAGCUCGGUUUUCAUUUCUCGACACGAUGAGCAGGUGACAAAGGAAGAAUGGUUGAAGAUGUGGGCCGAAUGUGUUAAGAGCGUUGAAAAGGGAGAAAGUCUGCCCGAAUGGCUGACUAAGUACAUGAACUUCAUGUUUGAUGUCAACGAUACAUCAGUGGUUUUCUUACUGUUUCGUUCUUUGAAAUAUCAUCCUGUUUUUUCCCGCUUUUCUUACGUUUUAUGUUGUUGCCCACUCUCUCUUUAUUUAUAUUUCAUUCUUUCUGAUAACGAAUUUCUUUCUUUCUUUCUUUCUUUCUUUCUUUCUUUCUUUCUUUUCCGUGGGUGUCCCACUUAUCAUCCACGCUUUGGGUCUCGCCUUUCUUUUCCUUUCUUUCCUUCCUUUCUUUCUUUUCUUUUCUUUUUUGCCUCGGUAAAUGGUGCCACAGCAGCAACACUUUAUUUCUAUUUAACACUUUCUUUCUUUCUUUCUUUCUUUCUUUCUUUCUUUCUUUCUUUCUUUCAAAUACCUUACUGUUUUUUUUAUUUGUAUUUCUUUCUUUCUUUUCUUUCUUUCUUUCUUUCUUUCUUUCUUUCUUUCUUUCUUUCUUUCAAAUACCUUACUUUCUUUCUUUCUUUCUUUCUUUCUUUCUUUCUUUCUUUCUUUCUUUCUUUCAAAUACCUUACUGUUUUUUUUAUUUGUAUUUCUUUCUUUCUUUUCUUUCUUUCUUUCUUUCUUUCUUUCUUUCUUUCAAAUACCUUACUGUUUUUUUUAUUUGUAUUUCUUUCUUUCUUUUCUUUCUUUCUUUCUUUUUUCUUUCAAAUACCUUUUUGUUUUUUUUUUCUUUCUUUCUUUCUUUUUUCUUUCUUUCUUUCUUUCUUUUUUUCUUUCUUUCAAAUACCUUGUUGUUUUUUUUAUUUUAUUUCUUUCUUUCUUUCUUUCUUAAAUUCUUUCUUUUUUUUAUUUUCUUUCUUUCUUUCUUUUCUUUCAAAAUACCUUUGUUUUUUUAUUUGUUUUUAUUUUUCUUUCUUUCUUUCUUUCUUUCUUUCUUUCUUUCUUUCUUUCAAAUACCUUACUGUUUUUUUUUAUUUCUUUUUUCUUUUCUUUCUUUCUUUCUUUUUUCUUUCUUUCAAAUACCUUUUAGUUUUCUUUUUCUUUCUAUUCUUUUUUUUUUUUUCUUUCUACUUCAUAAUUUCUAUAACUUUCUUUCUUUUUUUUAUAUUGCUUUCUUUCUCUUUCUUUCUGUCUUUUUCAAUCUUUCCUUCUUUCUUUCUAUUUUUUUUCCCUUUUCUUUCUAUUCCGCUUUUCAAUUUUCUUCCUUUCUUUCUAUUCUUUUCUCUUUCUUUCUUUUUCUUUUUUCUUUGUUUCUUUCGUGUUCAUUCUUUCUUUCUUUCUAUUCUUUUCUUUCUUUUUUUCUUUUCUUUUCUUUUUUGUUUCUUUGUUUUUUUUUUUUUUUCUUUCUUUCUUUUUUUUUUUUUCUUUUUCUUUUUUCUUUCUUUUUUUUCUUUUUUUCUUUCUAUUCUUUUCUUUCUUUCCUCUUUUCUUUUUUUUUCUUUUGUUUCUUUCAUUUUUCUUUCAUUUAUUCUUUCUUUUUUCUUUUUUCUAUUCUUUUCUUUUUUUUUCUUUUUUUUUUUUUUCAUUUUCUUUUCUUUCUUUCUUUCUUUUCAUUUUUCUUUCUUUUAUUCUUUUCUUUCUUUUUCUUUUUCUUUGUUUUUUCUUUUCUUUUCUUUCUUUUUCUUUUCUUUUUUCUUUUCCUUUUUUCAUUUUUUCUUUCUAUUCUUUUUUUCUUUUUUCUUUUCUUUUCUUUCUUUUCAUUUUUUUUUUUCUAAUCAUUUUUUUUCUUUCUUUUUCUUUUUCUUUCUUUCUUUUUUUUUUUUUCUUUCUUUUUUUUCUUUCUUUCUUUUUUUUUUCUUUCUUUCUUUUUCUUUUCUUUCUUUUCUUUUCUUUUCUUUCUUUUCUUUUUUUCUUUCUUUUUCUUUUUUCUUUUUUUUUUUUUCUUUUUUUCUUUUCUUUUUUCCUUUCUUUUUUUUCUUUUUUCUUUUUUUUCUUUUCUAUUUUUCUAAUUUCUUUUUUUUCUUUAUUUCUAUUUCUUUUUUUUCUUUUUUUUGUUGA
Molecule: messenger RNA, 4161 nt
Organism: Acanthosepion pharaonis
Lineage: Eukaryota; Metazoa; Mollusca; Cephalopoda; Sepiida; Sepiidae
Source: the annotation of a GenBank genome assembly